GCUCUGCAGUCACGUAGUUUGUUCCUGUCGAAGAUGGACACAGAAGAGUCAAGUGUCAGUGUUUCUACUAUAUUCACGUUCUUGUUGUUGCUUUUCCCCAUCGUGUCUCUUGAAGGUCAGUUUAAUGUGGUCGGAUCACUUCAACCUAUCGUGGCCACUCCAGGUGAUGAUGUCAUCCUGCCGUGUCACGUGGAGCCAAAGUUUAACGUGGCGAGGUUGACGGUGGAGUGGUCGAGGCCCGAUCGUCGUCCUGACCCCAACGACCGUCUGAGUCGAGUGGAAUAUGUUCAUCUUUACAGAGAUGCCCACGAGGUCCCCGACAUGAAAAUCCCAUCGUACUUCGGGAGGACGGCGUUGUUCACAGACGGCCUGAGAGAAGGAAACAUCUCACUAAGAAUCACUAAUGUGGCACAAGAAGAUGAAGGAAGAUACAGAUGUUUCAUCCCAAAGUUAAAGAGUCAAACAAGGUUUUCAGUUGUUCGUCUGAUUGUUGCUGAAACUAUGACAACAGAGACACCACUGCAUCCUGAAACUCUCCAAACUCCUGAGCCGAUGGACGAGUUUCACAGUAAAGGUGGUUUGUCCCGUCGGAGCCGACUGAUCCCACUUGUGGUUUUCUGUGUUUUUAUUCUGCUCUGUGUCGCAGUCGCAGGAGGCCAGUUCACUGAGUUGAAGCAUUGAAAAACAGAAGUAUGUCUUGCGAGUGCAGCUUUGUAGGUGCCUUACUAUUAGACGCACUGGAAACAUUAACAGAGGCAUCACCCACUUUACUUGAACGUUAAUUAAAAGCAUUGAUUUUUCCAGCCUCAUGUCGACACAGCAGAUCUGCAGCAGGAGGAUUUCACAAUGUCCUGUAAUUUGUUUGGAGUCAUGCUGAACCCCUGGUUUAAACAAGACAGUUAAAAUACUUAAACAACAACCAUCAUUGGUGCCAAAGUUAACUUCUGGGAUCAAACUUCAAAAGCGUGAGGACCUACAAUUUUGAUGCCUUGCUCAUGGGCACAUUGGAAACAUUAAGAGAGGAGAAAGUGCCAACUUCUUACUUACUUUGAGAUGUUUCUUAUUUGUUUGAGGAGCCGAAGAACUUUCCCAGCCUCCUGUGGGCACAGUGGGCCUGCAGCAGGUGAAUUUCAUGAUGUCCUGCAGUUUGUUUGGACCUGAAUUCUACCUUUAAUCCCUGUGAUGAUGCCUGAGAUUGUAUGACUGGUCUGGUGACUUCCAAAGGGUUUAACCACAGAAAUAACAUCCAUUAUUUGAGUCAAAGUCGACCUCUGGCAAACAUAAGAAUAAUUUGUGUCACAACUGUGAAGUAUAUGGUUGUACUGCAGCACUAAGACUGAAAUUGUUUUGUGAGACUUUGAUCAAAUCUUAAUAACCUCACAUAUAAAUUCUCUUGCAUGUGAGGUUAUUUACAAAGAAACACUUAAGUCUUAUCGGAUGUCCUUUCAUGAGAACUAGAUCUGAAGUGCUUUAAAUGUUCUUGCAUUUAUACCUGCGUUAGUUUGAACUUUGUUUGUAGCUUGUGGGAACAUGAAAUGCUAGUUUAGAUACUAAGAAAAUGAACCUGUUUAAGAACCUCUUAAAGUCAUCUUGUAUUUUGAGGAGAUAUGAGUGAAUAUUUGCACUCUGUUUUGUGUUAUGGGUGAAGUCUUACCUUAUUCUGCCCUUUGGGGAGCGGACUACAGCAGUAUUAGAUCAGGUUGAACUAAUGUAAACAUGUUUGCUGUGAUGUGAUUGUAGGUAUUUAUUUUGUCUUUCGGGACAGCUUGGAGCUAAAGGUGCUUUCCAUGUGUUUGUUUUGUUAAAGUUCCUAACUGUCACUCUGACAUACUGAUUGUUUUAUCAAGCUCAA
This is a messenger RNA of Pelmatolapia mariae (spotted tilapia), 1852 nucleotides long. Its product is annotated as myelin-oligodendrocyte glycoprotein-like. Gene Ontology annotation, biological process: T cell receptor signaling pathway; regulation of cytokine production. Gene Ontology annotation, molecular function: signaling receptor binding. The record is from RefSeq and is a predicted model, not a curated record. Bases 34 to 681 code for a protein of 215 amino acids. The transcript is spliced from 5 exons. Gene Ontology annotation, cellular component: external side of plasma membrane. NCBI's taxonomy places the organism in Eukaryota, Metazoa, Chordata, Actinopteri, Cichliformes, Cichlidae.